UUUGUUUUUAGGCUACCAUAUUUCCGAAACCUGUUUGUUCAACGCUGAAAAGGGGUAUAAGCUACCUGGUGGGUUAUAGGGUCACUUUCGGCAGUGUACUUGACAUGCUGUUGAAACCUUCUAUCUGAUCGAGAAUGCACUUAAAACAAAAAUGCUGUGAAAAUGUGAGCUUAAUAUUAUGCACCAUCGUACAUAGCUAUAGUUUCCUUUUCGUUGUAACAAAUUACCCUUGUCCAUCACAUGGUGGCGCACCAUGGCUGACCAGCACAUCCUGACGGGGUGUUUUUUUUUUUUUUGGAUGACAGCCGGAGAUCGAUUAUCCAAAGGGGCAAAAUACAGUUUUGAACGGUGCCAGAAAGGAAUACGGUUACAUGUUGAGCAUGAUGGCUACCUUCAGUUUCUGUACAUUGACUGUGGUAAUGUUUUUUUCGCAGUUCAGUGUAGCCAGAGCAGCAGAGAUCAACAUACUGGAGAACGCCAUAGGACCCCUUCCUAGGAGGAUCGUGCAGAUCCGGUCAGACAGCGAUAAGGAAGCACCGGUUCAGUACCAAAUUCAAGGCCCAGGAGCAGAUCAGCCCCCUGAGAAACUGUUCACCAUCGACAGGAAUACUGGAUGGCUGUACGUGACCAAGCUCCUGGACAGAGAGAAGCAGGACAAGUACACGCUUAAAGCUAUUGUUAAAACUGGAGAUGCUCCAGCUGAGGCCCCCAUGGACAUCAUCAUCAAUGUCAUAGACAUGAAUGACAACAAACCUGUCUUCCCUCCCGAACCCUUCCGAGGAAAUGUCCCUGAAGCUUCCAGUACAGGCUUUGAGUUCAUGAAGGUGGAGGCCACAGAUGCGGAUGAGCCUGGCAAUGCCAACUCGGAAAUCUUCUACACAAUCCUGAGCCAGGACCCCCCUCUACCCAACGCAAACAUGUUUGACAUCAACCCUGCGUCUGGGCAAAUCAGAGUCCAGUCUCAAGGCCUGGACAGAGAGAAAUACCCCAAGUACACGCUGAAGGUCCAGGCUGCUGACAUGAAGGGUUAUGGGCUGAUAGGCAUGGGAGAAGCCAUCAUCACUGUCACCGAUAGCAACGACAACGCACCUCAGUUUGAGCAACCUACCGCCCCCACAGGACUGAAGAAGCCCUGCAUCAUCUCUCCUUUCAACUUCCCUGAGAAUGACAGAGGACCCUUCCCCAAGAUGAUGUUGCAGAUCUGGUCAGACAGCGAUAAGGAAGCCACGCGUCAGUACCAAAUUGAAGGUCCAGGAGCAGAUCAGCCCCCUGAGAAACUGUUCACCAUCAACAGGAAUACUGGAUGGCUGUAUGUGACCAAGCCCCUGGACAGAGAGAAGCAGGACAAGUACACGCUUAAAGUUUUUGCCAAAAUUAGAAAUCGGCCAGCUGAGGCCCCCAUGGACAUCAUCAUCAAUGUCAUAGACCAGAAUGACAACAAACCUGUCUUCCCUCCGGAACCCUUCCUAGGAAAUAUCCCUGAAGCUUCCAGUACAGGCUUUGAGUUCAUGAAGGUGGAGGCAACAGAUGCGGAUGAGCCUGGGAAUGACAACUCAGAAAUCCGCUACAAAAUCCUGAGCCAGGACCCCCCUCUACCCAACCCCAGCAUGUUUGCUAUCAACCCUGUGUCUGGGCACAUCAGAGUCCAGUCUCAAGGCCUGGACAAAGAGAAAUACCCCAGGUACACGCUGGAGGUGGAGGCUGCUGACAUGGAGGGUGAAGGGCUGACAGGCCGGGGAAAAGCCAUCAUCACCGUUCAAUAAAAAUAAUUUAAGCUUUGCUAAGCCACCUAUGUUGGUCUGGUGUGAUUAUGUUAUUUACCCUGCUUGAACAUUAUUGAUUCACAUUUAUCAUUAUUUAGAUAAGAUAUACCGUAGGUUGUAAUAUACUAUAUGAUACUGUAUAAGGGAUUAUGUGGCGUAUAACUAAUGGUAGCUUGGGGUCCUACAUCUGGCAGUAUCCCAGAUGGCAGUUUGGACACUAGAUGGCGUUUGGAUCUCAUUGGAUCCUACCGUACAUUUAGUCAUUAGCAGAGGCUUUUAUCCAGAGCGACUUACAGUAAGUACAGGAACAUUCCC
Hypomesus transpacificus is the source of this 2078-nucleotide messenger RNA. Its product is annotated as cadherin-1. Gene Ontology annotation, biological process: cell morphogenesis; calcium-dependent cell-cell adhesion; cell-cell junction assembly. The transcript has 11 exons. Gene Ontology annotation, molecular function: cadherin binding; calcium ion binding. Gene Ontology annotation, cellular component: catenin complex; adherens junction; plasma membrane. The record is from RefSeq and is a predicted model, not a curated record. Lineage: Eukaryota; Metazoa; Chordata; Actinopteri; Osmeriformes; Osmeridae. Bases 372 to 1763 code for a protein of 463 amino acids.